GAUGGUGACUCGUUGAAGCGACGCAGGGACGACGAGAGCAGAGAGAUAAACCCACUCUGAGAUCACCAGGGUAGGGGAUAAAGAUAGUGAAACCCACCGUCCUGCUUUCACCGAUCACUGUUUAUUCAUUUCAUCACAUCAAAGAGAGGGAGGCCAGCCAAGGAUGAACGGCGACACAGGUGCCGGUGUGGUGACGGCUCCCCCUCCUACCACAGCCCCUCACAAGGAGCGGUACUUCGACCGGGUGGACGAGAGCAGCCCGGAGUACCAGAGGGAGAGAAACAUGGCCCCCGACCUGCGGCAGGACUUCAACAUGAUGGAGCAGAGGAAGAGGGUCUCCAUGAUUCUACAGAGCCCGGCUUUCUGCGAUGAGCUGGAGACGAUGAUCCAGGAUCAGCUGAAGAAGGGGAAGACGCCCACCAGCCUUCUGGCUCUGCAGCAGAUCGCAGACUUCAUGACCACCAGCAUGCCUUCCAUGUAUCCCGCCGCACCGCAGGGAGGCAUGGCGGCACUCAACAUGAGUUUGGGCAUGGUGACUCCAGUGAACGAUCUGCGUGGCUCCGACUCUAUUUCCUAUGACAAGGGCGAGAAGCUGCUCCGCUGUAAGCUGGCUGCCUUUUAUCGGCUCGCUGACUUGUUCGGCUGGUCCCAGCUCAUCUACAACCACCUCACAGUCAGGGUGGGCUCAGAUGAGGAGCGCUUCCUACUUGUCCCUUUUGGGCUCCUGUACAGUGAAGUCACUGCUUCCAGUCUGGUGAAAGUCAACCUUCAGGGGGAAAUUGUGGACCGGGGAAGCACAAACCUCGGGGUGAACAAGGCGGGCUUCACUCUCCACCAUGCCAUCUAUGCGUCACGGCCCGAUGUCAAGUGUAUCGUACAUAUACACACAGCUGCUGGUGCUGCGGUGUCUGCCAUGAAAUGCGGCUUGUUGCCUAUCUCACCUGAGGCACUGUCCCUGGGGGAAGUUGGAUAUCACGACUACCAGGGCAUACUUGUGAAUGAAGAAGAGGUUGCUGUCAUACAGAGGAACCUUGGGCCUACCGGAAAGGUGCUCAUCCUGAGAAACCAUGGCCUGGUGUCUGUAGGUGAAACAGUGGAGGAAGCUUUCUAUUACAUCCACAAUCUGGUCACUGCCUGCGAGAUUCAGGUGCGAACACUGGCCAGCGCUGGAGGGCCAGAUAAUCUGGUGAUGCUGGACCCAGCGAAGUACAAGUCACGCCCGCGGGUCCCGGAGCCAGCCGGGGACGGGUCCUCUGUACACCCCAAGUGGCAAAUUGGGGAGCAGGAGUUUGAGGCUCUCAUGAGAAUGCUCGACAACUUGGGCUACAGGACGGGCUACCCUUACCGCUGCCCGGCAUUGCAAAACAAAUCUAAAAAGUACAGUGACGUAGAGAACGCUACCUCCGCCCACGGUGGCUACUCCUACGGGGAGGACAGUGACUCAGGCGCCCGCUCCCCGCUGAAGCAGAGCUUCCAGCGCGGCCAGGGCAACAAGACCCGCUGGCUCAAUGCUGGCGGUCGGCCCGACGAGCCCUACGAGGACGGGCCUGACGGCAGCAGCCCCAAGUCGAAGCCUAAGGUGUGGACGAACAUAACACACGAUCACGUGAAACCCUUGCUGCAGUCUCUCUCGUCUGGUGUCUGCGUGCCAAGCUGUAUAACCAACUGCUUGUGGACAAAGGAAGAAGGACUUCGACAGACUGCCGUAGCCAAUCAGUUCAUCCCAAUGCACACUAACCCAAAAGAUGUCCUGGAGAUGAGGAAUAAGAUCCGGGAGCAGAAUCUGCAGGACAUAACAACAGCAGGGCCGCAGUCUCAGGUUCUGUGUGCCGGGAGCGGGAUUGAACGCAGCUUCAACCAGGGGGAGCUAGUGACCGCAUCCAAGGCCAUCAUCGAGAAGGAGUAUCAGCCCAAGGUCAUCGUCAGCAAGCAGGGUCCCAACCCCUUCACCAAACUCACCGACCAGGAGCUGGACGAGUACCGCAGGGAGGUGGAGCAGAAACAGAAAGGGCCUGAAGUGAAGGCACGAGUCGAUAGUAAGGGGGGAUCAGCCUCCAGUGUUCCCUGUCCUGAGGCUGAAACGCUACCGAGGGGUAAAUCCUCCACCUCCAAUCCUCUGCGAUCUGAGACAGACUCCCCCAGCUCAGGGAGAGCUCCAGCUCCCACUGCCACACCUGCUACACCUUCCUCCCUCGUGGUCUCAGCUCAGGGCGACGCAGACUCUGCAGACGAUGUUUUUUCGGCUGCAGAAGAUGCUUUUUCAGCUCCAGAUUCCCCACAAAAGGAGUUCCACUGCGCUGUGCUGCGAGCCCUCAGCAAGGAGCCUUCGGUGAAAGAGGCAGAUCAGGCUCCAGACCUGGAGCAGCUAGCAGAGCCUGAGGAGGAAGAAGAGCCAAAAAGCCAGAAACCCACCGCCACACCCCCCAGCACCCCCGUCAGAGCAGAGGAAGAGUCUUUGCCUGAUCAAACAUAUAAGGACGAGAGUGACGCCGCCACCCUGAGACAGACCCUUCCAGAUUUAACACCUGACGACCCCUCCGAUGCCCCGGCUCUUCCUGUCGAAGACUCCGCCCCUGUCCCUGCAGACGCAGCCGAGGGGGAGGAACCCGCUGACGCUGGCGACCAGGAGGGAGAAGAGUCUCCCAGCAAGUCACCCUCCAAAAAGAAAAAGAAGUUCCGCACUCCUUCCUUCCUAAAGAAAAACAAGAAAAAGACUGCAGAGUCCUAGAUUGGAGAAUGUUGGAUCGGUCCUCACGGCUGGCUGCUGCCUCUUUUCAUUUCCGCUUUUUGUCUGCUACCAUUUCACCCUUCGAGCAAGCCUCAGUAACACACACAGUUAUACUUUUUGUUGUUUUGAUAUCAUUUGUCGCUGGCUUAUUAACCUAUUUUUCCUUGUUAGUGUGUGCCAAUUUUGUAUACAGUGUAAAAAUGAUUGAUUGCAAAGGUUUUUAAUUAUUAGAGGCUUUUAAGUUGAGUCAUGAAUUCUGUCUUGUCCACUCCAUCAGGCCUUUGAUGCAUGUCUUUUACUACAGGCCCACACACUAAAUGUGAGGUUUAAGGGCUUUAUUGCCCUAAUUGUUUUUUAAGAGGAAUACAAAACUGUUGUAACCACUAGAAUGUAUUGGGAUUGUAUCAAAAAAACGUGUCAAGUGUCGUUGAAAAACUGAAUGCAGAAGAAGCUUGUGCUCUCAUUUAACUGGUGGUACAUUUGGACCUUAAGAACUACAAAUUACAUAGUGCUAAUUUUACCUCUGCAGCUGUGCACCCAUGUAAUUACAUGUUAAAAGGCCAGGAGAAUUACAGUUGGGUUGUUAACAGUUGAUUACUUAUGGGAAAAUGUAGUCAUACAAAGUCUAUAAUAAUGUCUCUAUAAUCCAAUUUUUCAUUAAAUCAUCCACAAGAUACAGUAAAUCCCAUCUGGGUGUCAAACUCAAUCUUCUACCCUAAAGCAUUUUACUCAGCCUUAGCUUACAGGUAUGUUGUAGAGUGCUUUAGAUCUUUUAUAUUAUGUGGAAUUUUGUUUUAAUAUUUCUGAAACUGAUUAUUCUGCGGUGCUGCAAACCCGCACAUGGAAACAUUUGAACCUAAAGUGAUUUUUAGCGUGAGUCACAAAAACAUGUGAGUCAUCCCGGGAAGUGUCAGCAAGCAUUGUUGAUUAUUCCAAGGGCUGAUUAUAUAUUUGCUGUUAUUCUUUAGUAUAAAGGAAUGUGUAAAAAGGAAUUCUCACUUAAUGUUUUUCAUUUACUCUAAUUAUAUAAGCCUGGCUUUGUUUUACUUUUGUCUCUUGGUUUCUCCCCUUCUCAGAAACGGGCAGAAAAGCUACAUGUCUGAUAUUUCAGCUUGUUUUAUGUUUUUUAUUGUUGCUUUUACUCAAGUAUUUUCACUAUGAUUGCUUGCUGUGAGAGAGCACUGUGAACCUCCUCUUUUGUAAACCACUGUCUGGGGAUUUGUACCACAUGUACUGUCAUUAACAUAGAUACAGUUGCUACAGAACAUGUAAAAGACUAGUAUGAAGCUGCAUGAUCAAUCAUAUGUCAGAACUAUCAACCUGGACUCUCCUGUGUAAAACUCCACUAUGAGCAAAUAGACAUCGAAUGCCUGUGUGUUUCCAGCUGCAGUAUAGACACUGGAGAAGCAUUUUUUUGUAUGUCACUGAUGUAUAAUCAAUAACGAUAUUUCAAAUGAUCUGUGCUUAAGGUUGCAGGGCAUUAAUACAAAGGCCAUCUCCAUGUAUUGCAUUCUAACUUGUUUUUAUUCUUCCUGUUAAGUGGCGGUUUAGUCUUCUGUCUCUCUAACUCGUGGUGACGGGAAGCUUCUACUAAUCUGAGGUACUGAAUAAACCUUUGUUCAAGACAGAUGGUGCAUCUACACUAUUGCAUACAAGCUGAGGAUGUCUAACUCAUGAAUGUGCAUGUGUAGAGGGCCUAGUGUGUGUGCUGUCCUUUAAGUCACUGUAACUACCCUUUUAUUGGAGUUAUAAUUUAGCUUUAGUGUGCUGAUAACAAAACUAAAAGUCACUGUAGACAUGGUUUUCCUCCCAGUCAGUUUCUGUUAAAUAUCACAUCUUUGCUCAUUUGUUUUCUCUGUCUGAGCUACUUCCAAUUGAAAUGUUUCUCAUCAUUAUACCAUCUACAGACGUAAUACUUCCACCUCUCUUCUCUCAUAGUUCUGGCUGUUUUACAACCAUGAAUAAAAAAAACCCACUUACCUUGAAAAUCA
This is a messenger RNA of Eleginops maclovinus (Patagonian blennie), 4719 nucleotides long. RefSeq names its product adducin 1 (alpha) (gene add1). Gene Ontology annotation, biological process: positive regulation of establishment of endothelial barrier; positive regulation of adherens junction organization; barbed-end actin filament capping. The record is from RefSeq and is a predicted model, not a curated record. Gene Ontology annotation, molecular function: actin filament binding. The transcript is spliced from 16 exons. Gene Ontology annotation, cellular component: plasma membrane; postsynaptic density; cytoskeleton. Lineage: Eukaryota; Metazoa; Chordata; Actinopteri; Perciformes; Eleginopidae. The coding region runs from base 164 to 2728 and encodes 854 amino acids.